AUGAAGACCCGGAAUCACACAAAGAUGGCUGACUUCAUCCUGCUGGGACUGGCAGAUUCCAAGGAGAUGAGGCUGGUCCUCUCCAUGCUCUUUCUCCUGAUAUACCUGAUUACUGUGCUGGGGAAUGUGGGCAUGAUAUUGCUCAUUCGCUUAGAUGCCCAGCUUCACACUCCCAUGUAUUUCUUUCUCACCCACCUGUCAUUUAUUGAUCUUAGUUAUUCAACUGUCAUCACCCCUAAAACCUUAGAGAUCCUGCUGACUUCCUCCAAGCAUAUCUCCUUCAUUGGCUGCUUCACACAGAUGUUCUUCUUUGUCCUUUUGGCAGGUGCUGAAUGUUUCCUUCUCUCCUCCAUGGCCUAUGAUCGCUAUGUAGCUAUCUGCAAUCCUCUACACUAUCAGGUCGUUAUGUCCACAAGACUCUGUCAUGCCCUCCUCUUGGUGUCCUAUGUAUUUGGGGCUGUGGAUUCCACUGUCAAUGUGCUUUGUAUGAGCCAGGUGCAAUUCUGCAACUCCAAUGUCAUACAUCACUUUUUUUGUGAUUUGUCACCAAUUUUAUCUCUAUCCUGUAGUGACACACAUGACAUUGAAUUAGUGAUAUUUAUUUUUGCUGGUUCUACCCUGAUAGUGUCUCUCGCCACAUUAUUUGUGUCCUAUGCAUCCAUUUUAUCUACAAUUUUGAAGAUCAAUUCUUCCUCUGGAAAGCAAAAAGCCUUCUCAACUUGUGCCACCCAUCUCCUGGGAGUCACUAUAUUUUAUGGCACCUUGAUCUUUACUUAUUUAAAACCAAGUAAGUCCUACUCUUUGGGAAAAGAUCAUGUAGCUUCUGUUUUUUACACUAUUGUAAUCCCCAUGCUGAAUCCACUUAUAUAUAGCCUGAGAAAUAAAGAAGUAAAAAAUGCAUUCAUUAGAAUCUUACAGAUGAAAGAGGGCUCCAGGUAA
This is a messenger RNA of Jaculus jaculus (lesser Egyptian jerboa), 939 nucleotides long. Its product is annotated as olfactory receptor 8H1-like. The record is from RefSeq and is a predicted model, not a curated record. Gene Ontology annotation, biological process: G protein-coupled receptor signaling pathway; sensory perception of smell. Lineage: Eukaryota; Metazoa; Chordata; Mammalia; Rodentia; Dipodidae. The transcript has a single exon. Bases 1 to 939 code for a protein of 312 amino acids. Gene Ontology annotation, molecular function: odorant binding; G protein-coupled receptor activity; olfactory receptor activity. Gene Ontology annotation, cellular component: membrane.